CUGUUCACAUUCUCCCUGGGCCACUCUCUGCCAGCCUGUAAAACUGAAACUGUAUUUGCAUCCAUGAACCAAAAGGAAUCUUCAUGUUCUGAGCCGUGAGACGUCGAACCCAUGACAAUGAGCUUCUUCGAAAAGCUGAAAAACCGACAUAGUGGACCUCAACAUCCACCCAGAAGAGGAGACAACAAUGCAGGGUUUGAGUGGCCACAAGACGAGUUUGAUGAUGAGGAGGGCGACAUGUAUGAAGCGCCUCCUUGUGAGCGUCCGGCUGUGAAAGUCCCUCACAGACAAGAGGAGGAGGAGGAGGAUGUUUAUCUGGACACGACAUCCAGUCCUGCUGUUCCACUGAGGAACGCUGCUCCUUCACCCAGGCCAGGGAAACCCAUGAAUCCUCUGCAACGUGCUGAGGUUUUCAGCUACGAAUCCAACACCAGGAAUCCACCUGUGAUUGACAGAAAAGAGAAGCCUGGUAGAAACAAGAUGAUGCCUCCUCCUCCACCACCUGCAUCAAACACUGAGGAAGAUGUGUAUCUGGAUCCAAAUGAAGAACAAGAAGAAAAUGAUGAUUUGUAUUUAGAACCAGAAGCGGCUUGUUCCCCUGCUCCACGCGGGCCGAUGAGGAUGUCGCCUUCUCCCAAGUCAACAUUUGUACCGUCUCCCUUACCCAUGAUGAAGCCUCCUGUUCCCAGAGCAAAGUCUAAUUCCUUCUUGCCUUCUUCCAAUGAGGUGAAAACAGCUCCAUCAGUUGAAGCGAGACGAACCACGUUUCCGACCAAACUCCCUCCACCAACUCCCAGUGUUAAACCUCCUCUUCUGGUAAACCUGAAGGAAGCAAAACCCAACCUUAUGACAACAACCAAGCCUGCGGCCCCGUUUUAUGGAAUGAGAGCAACCAAACAAUCUGAGAAUGAGAACAAAGAAUGGUUUGCUGGAGACUGCACCAGAAAGACGGCUGAGGAGCACUUGCUGAGUGUCAACAAGGAUGGUGCAUUCCUAAUCCGGCACAGCUCGGCCCAGAACACCCGCCAAGCAUUCACCCUUGCUGUGCUUUACCAGCAGAAGGUGUACAACAUUCCCAUCCGCUUCCUGGAGGAGGCACGAGGAUACGCCCUCGGAAAAGAGGGCAAAAAGAACGAAGAGACAUUCACCACUCUGGAAGCGAUGAUUUCUCACCACAGAAAUAACCAACUGCUUCUGAUUGACAGCAAGAGUCAGGCCAAGCAUACCGCAUAUUUAACCCACCCUACAUGCCCUUAAACUACUACAGCCAUAAGGAAAUACUGUGUCACUCAUAAUAGUCAUGUUAGAGUUUAUUUCUGCAGCACAUUUAAUACAACCUCAGUUAACCAAAGUGGCUACUAAACAAUACAAAUACUCAACAGAAAUCCUUGAAACAUAAAUCAAAUAUGAGCUAAAAUAAAUAAUAGGAUCAAAAGCCAUAACCAUAAAAUACACUAUAAUAAUAAUUAUUACCAUGCUCAAGGUCACUUUACAGAUUAAAAAACAGCAUGAAGAGCACAACAGCAUGGAGAGCAUAUGGGGAUGCACGAUAUUAUCUGUAGUAUUUUGCUGACUUUUAAAGACGCACACACGCAAGCAUGCACAUGUAUAACAAACCACAUCACACAUGCUCCCCAAUUCUUCCCUUUAUUACAAGCACUAUGAAUCUAUAUCUGUAUAUAUCAGUCAUUUUAUUUCAAAUCUUUUUACUAUAGUUUUCUGACUUUGAUUGUGAAUAGUUGGUAUGUUGCAGGUGUCUCUGAAGUUGUGUGUGAGUGUGUGACCUGCCUGCCAGAGGCCACAGACCAGAUGCUGGUGGUUUCACCUGCUUCCUGUCAGGCUGAAACCCUCCUCUGAGUCACAACCCUAAAUCUAAGGAUGUGCCAUAAUUCCAGAGUGCCAGAGUCUGUGUCUAAUAAACUAAUUCCGACCUUUAAAUUAAGUCACAAUAACAAAGUAUGGCUGUAAUCUCAUGACUUUACAUAAACAAAGAGCAUCAUACAGUUUGACCUUAACUCAGACAUUGCCUUAAUUAUGAGCCCUUCAUCCUUGAAACUUAACCGUUUUAACCGUCUGAUCAUAUCAUGAUGUACAUUUUCAACAGCUGCUGCAGGAUGGAAACAAAGAAUCUUGUGCGAGUCAUGGUAUUUGCAUAGCAGUGUAAAUGAGCACUAAAUAACUUCCUGGAGCCAAUGUAAUGUUGCAAGUGUGUGUGUGGUGCAUCUUGUUUCUCUGUUGCUGGAUUACUGUUGCUGGAUUACUCUGGGAUAACAAACUGAUGUGUCCUCAAGGUCCUGAUCCCAAAAACAUUGUGCAAUCUGCAACAUACAGUGCAGUGCAGCAGCUCAACAUGCAUACAUUGUAGGGUCACUUUAAAGUAGUGAUGCCAUUUUAAUUUACUCACUUUCAGUACUAGAGGAGGAGGAGUGGCAAAGUUGUAUUUAGCAACUGCAGACCUUUUAUAAUGGUAUCCAAAAAAUGAAUGAAACUGGUCGAAAUACAAACAUACAAACCUCUGGACAACGUUCCCAGAACGUUCUCUUUUAGUUGUAAGAAAUAAAACCAAAAUACAGCCGAAUGGGAACGUACCGCGGAGCAACCGUAGGAGAACGUUUACAUUUUUGAUUCCCUCAAUGUUUAGGGAACGUUAGGCCUCUGCCUAACCUGACAGAAUGUUCUCUAAACGAGAACCAUGGUCUAACGUUCUUUGAAUGUUGUGUGUUAGUAGGGAUGGCUAACCCAAAGGCCUGCAAGAUACCAAGAUAUUUUCAUUCAAAAAUAUAAUUUGAAUGACAUCAAAGAUACCUAUUGCCCCUGCUCUGUUUAUAUUUCAGUUACUUGGAAUGUAUCAUUUGCUUCAAUUAUUGUUUUAACAUUUGCAUUCUACUGUAAACUUUGAUGGAUUUUUAUUUG
Molecule: messenger RNA, 2913 nt
Organism: Solea solea (common sole)
Lineage: Eukaryota; Metazoa; Chordata; Actinopteri; Pleuronectiformes; Soleidae
Product: B-cell linker protein
Exons: 19
Coding region: 112-1257 (381 amino acids)
Biological process (GO): cell surface receptor protein tyrosine kinase signaling pathway; intracellular signal transduction
Source: RefSeq, a predicted model, not a curated record